CCACAGGUCGUUCGCGCCGGCUGCUGGCAGCUUCCCCUUCUCCAGGCUCUGCGUCCUCCCGGCUUGGCCCCGGGCGCCAUGGACAGGAUCGAGGGCGUAGCCGUGGGCCGCUGCACCGACUCGCCGUACCUGCGGCCGCUGACGCUGCACUACCGCCAGAAUGGCACCCAGAAGUCCUGGGACUUCAUGAAGACGCAUGACAGUGUGGCCGUCCUCUUGUACAACGUCACCCAGAGGAGCGUGGUGUUGGUGAAGCAGUUCCGGCCAGCUGUGUAUGCUGGUGAGGCUGAGCGUCUCUUCCCAGGGUCCCUGGCAGCGGUGGACCAGGACACGCCCCGGGGUCUGCAGCCCGCCCUGCCCGGCUCCGCAGGUGUGACCUACGAGCUAUGUGCAGGCCUGGUGGACCAGCCAGGGCUCUCGCUGGAGGAGGUGGCCUGCAAGGAGGCCUGGGAGGAGUGCGGCUACCGGCUGACCCCGUCCGACCUGCGCCGGGUCGCCACGUACAGGUCUGGCGUGGGACUGACCGGCUCCAACCAGACCAUGUUCUUCGCGGAGGUGACAGACGCCCAGAGAGCCGGCCCGGGCGGGGGCCUGGCAGAAGAGGGUGAGCUCAUAGAAGUUGUGCACUUGCCCCUGGACGGCGCCCAGGCCUUUGCAGAUGACCCCGACACCCCCAAGACCCUUGGCGUCAUCUUUGGUGUUGUCUGGCUCCUCAGCCACGUGACCCCUAGCCUGGGGGCCCAAUACCAUCCCACCCACUGACCAGCAGACCCAAUAAAGGCUGUGCAGCAGUGCCUGUA
This is a messenger RNA of Echinops telfairi (small Madagascar hedgehog), 800 nucleotides long. It is a transcript of the gene NUDT14, whose product is annotated as nudix hydrolase 14. Lineage: Eukaryota; Metazoa; Chordata; Mammalia; Afrosoricida; Tenrecidae. The record is from RefSeq and is a predicted model, not a curated record. Bases 79 to 762 code for a protein of 227 amino acids. Gene Ontology annotation, biological process: nucleoside phosphate metabolic process; ribose phosphate metabolic process. The transcript has 5 exons. Gene Ontology annotation, molecular function: UDP-sugar diphosphatase activity; metal ion binding.